Molecule: messenger RNA, 522 nt
Organism: Macrosiphum euphorbiae (potato aphid)
Lineage: Eukaryota; Metazoa; Arthropoda; Insecta; Hemiptera; Aphididae
Source: the annotation of a GenBank genome assembly
AUGAAAUUCGAAAUACGUACAAUUGAUGAAAAACUAAAUAAUCUUACCCAACUUGUAGAAGAAAAUAAUAACAACUUGAAAUCCAAGAUUAAUGAAACUGAUAUUUCUGAUAAUUAUCAGUUUGAUGACAUAGACUUGCCGAUAAACUCAUUAGAUAUGUUGGACAAUCUUGAAAUAAAAUUAAUGAAUGAUAAAACUUAUCGUGCUCAUUUGGUAAAACGACUUUCGGCAAUCGGUGGAAAAACCAUUAAGAUUAUGGUCAAACGAAUUAUGUCUAUGUUGUUUAUGCAAGAACUUCUUUGUGAAUUUUCAUACAACGGGCGUGGCAAUAAAAAACAUAGUUUUUCUAAAUUAAUGAUCAAUAAAUUAAUUUUUCAGUCUGUUCAACAAAUCAAGAAGUUUUCUAUGAUAGAAACUUGUACUAAUGACAUAGAAGAAGUUAUUAAGUAUGUGCUGAUUCAAUCCCCAUUUAAAUUAAAAAAAAAACAGGAUUCUGUAGUGGUUACUACUAUGGCAAAUUAA